Messenger RNA from Columba livia (rock pigeon), 781 nucleotides. RefSeq names its product histone H2A-IV. Bases 64 to 453 code for a protein of 129 amino acids. Lineage: Eukaryota; Metazoa; Chordata; Aves; Columbiformes; Columbidae. Gene Ontology annotation, cellular component: nucleosome; chromatin. Gene Ontology annotation, biological process: heterochromatin formation. The record is from RefSeq and is a predicted model, not a curated record. Gene Ontology annotation, molecular function: structural constituent of chromatin; protein heterodimerization activity; DNA binding. The transcript has a single exon.
AUAGAGCAGCUGUAUUAUUUUUUUGUGGAGCUGGUGUUGCCUUCUGUCUGCUGAGUCGCUACGAUGUCCGGCCGCGGGAAGCAGGGCGGGAAGGCGCGGGCCAAGGCCAAGUCGCGCUCGUCGCGGGCCGGGCUGCAGUUCCCCGUGGGCCGUGUCCACCGGCUGCUGCGCAAGGGCAACUACGCGGAGCGGGUGGGCGCCGGCGCCCCGGUGUACCUGGCGGCCGUGCUGGAGUACCUGACGGCCGAGAUCCUGGAGCUGGCGGGCAACGCGGCCCGCGACAACAAGAAGACGCGCAUCAUCCCCCGCCACCUGCAGCUGGCCAUCCGCAACGACGAGGAGCUCAACAAGCUGCUGGGCAAGGUGACCAUCGCGCAGGGCGGCGUGCUGCCCAACAUCCAGGCCGUGCUGCUGCCCAAGAAGACCGACAGCCACAAGGCUAAAGCCAAGUGAGGCCAUCAGAGACUGAUCAAGAGAGAAAACAGACUAAAAAGGCUCUUUUCAGAGCCACCCACAUUAGUCAUGAAGAGUUGAGUCACUGUGGUUUUAGUUUUUUUUACUGGAUGCAGGCAGAUAUGUGUAAGCCGAUUUUGUUCAAGUGUUUGCUUUAGCUGUGCUCUUGUUUGUUCUUGCCUGCCUGAGCUUUUUGGUAAGAGGUUAUAUUGCAAGUAUUCAAGCCUUGCCUGAUAAAUCUGAUUUAUCUACUGAGGGUUUCCAUUUUUACAUGUUUAUAUAGUUUCCUAUUUUAUUCUUAAUAAAAUAUUUUUGUGUUUUUUUCAAA